UCUUCUACUUUGCUAUACGGACAUUUUAUUGGAGAAACAUGAUGGAACACAUCGACAACGACAGCAGUGCUGGUGACAAGUCACCACUUCCCGCGGGCAAAUCGCCCAGCCCCCGACUUUGUUGGGUCGAGACCCAGGAGCCCACCUCCCAGGUCCCCAGUCCCCUCCCUGAACCCAGGUCUGGUGAGGUGACCCCCGUUCUCCUCUUUAUCAAUGAGGACAACCUGAUGCCAGAGGAGGUUGCCCAACAGGAGGCAGAACAGGUGGAGGAUGAGCCCCCUGCCAAAAGCGCUCAUGAGGCAACAUCCCAGGAAGUCCUGCUGGAUGACGACGAUGACGACGACGUCUUGGUGGAUGAUGUCCAUCUCGCUGAGGAUCAGACAUCAGACCACGCUGUGGAGCAGCGAGCAUCUCCCCAGCAGUCAUCCUCUGAGGCCUCUCUGAUGUCUCUGAAGCAGGCUGUUGAGACCGCUGCCCUUACUCAAGCCACCCAGGAUCUCCUGACCCCGGCAACUGAUGUGGAGGACCCUGCCUGUGGCCUCACUGUGCAGCCGGAUGUUACAACAGAUGAUCAGUCCCUGUUGUUAACCAUAAGCUUUAAAAACAGCAUCCAGAUGGUGCAUGAGGACACACUGUCCUUCACUUUUGAUGCCCCUGACACCCCCACUGUGCCUGAGACCCCCACUUCUUUGGGAAGGACCGAGGGGACCUCCAAGCCAUUCUGGAGAAGGGUCUGGAGCAGGUUCAGAUGUACAAAGCGGACGGCCCCCACCACCACCCAGGACUGCCCAGUUGCUCAGGAGGAGUCCACCACCUGCAUUCCCCUCAGACAGAUGCUAAGGAGAUUUCUUAAAAGAAACAAAUAAAACUCAGCUCUUGCAGCUCAAACUCA
Molecule: messenger RNA, 892 nt
Organism: Alosa sapidissima (American shad)
Lineage: Eukaryota; Metazoa; Chordata; Actinopteri; Clupeiformes; Clupeidae
Exons: 2
Coding region: 39-866 (275 amino acids)
Source: RefSeq, a predicted model, not a curated record